Sinocyclocheilus anshuiensis is the source of this 915-nucleotide messenger RNA. Its product is annotated as protein phosphatase PTC7 homolog. Lineage: Eukaryota; Metazoa; Chordata; Actinopteri; Cypriniformes; Cyprinidae. Gene Ontology annotation, molecular function: protein serine/threonine phosphatase activity. Gene Ontology annotation, cellular component: mitochondrion. Gene Ontology annotation, biological process: protein dephosphorylation. The transcript is spliced from 5 exons. Bases 1 to 513 code for a protein of 170 amino acids. The record is from RefSeq and is a predicted model, not a curated record.
AUGACCUCCGGCUACUAUGAACUCCUGCAGAACAAAGUACCGCUGCUGGGGAGUAGCACAGCUUGCAUAGUCGUUCUGGAUCGUCGGAGUCACAGGAUACACACCUGCAAUCUGGGAGACUCAGGCUUCUUGGUGGUUCGGGGUGGAGAGGUGGUCCAUCGGUCAGACGAGCAGCAACACUACUUCAACACACCCUUCCAGCUGUCCAUAGCAGAUAGCUCUUCCUUUGAUGUCCAAUUAGGGGACAUCAUUUUGACUGCUACUGACGGCCUCUUUGACAACAUGCCUGACUACAUGAUCCUGCAAGAACUCAAGAAACUCAAGAACACCAACUAUGAUAGUAUCCAGCAGACUGCCCGCAGCAUUGCUGAACAGGCCCACGAGUUGGCCUACGACCCCAACUACAUGUCCCCUUUUGCCCAGUUUGCCUGUGACAACGGGUUGAAUGUAAGAGGGGGGAAGCCUGACGACAUCACAGUGCUUCUGUCCAUUGUGGCAGAAUACACAGACUGAGCGCGCUCAGUGGAGCUUGCUCUUCUCUUACACCGGUGUCUUCCACCCCUCUCCUAUUGCACUGCUCCCCAUCUCACUUCUCCCAGCACCACUUUCCAUUCUUCCAUUUCUCGAGUAGAUCUCCAGUCAACGCAGGGAGGAGGAUAACAUGAACUCACUGGUGUGGGUGGUGAUGCAAGCGGUACAAACAGUCCACAAUUGAUGACCUCAUUUGUGUUUAAAAGGAUCUUGGGAAUCUUCAACCCGUGUUGUGAAUUUGUGUCAUUUCUAUUUUUCCAAGGGGCAAGGAGAGCCAUGCAUUACCCACAAAAAGUGGUUUCUAAUGGGAGAAGCUGUCAUAUUCACUCGUGUGGUUUGUGCAAAUGAAAAGCUGUUGUUAAAUGGUUGGUUGUCUAUGUCUUG